Messenger RNA from Nannospalax galili (Upper Galilee mountains blind mole rat), 1027 nucleotides. It is a transcript of the gene Emc4, whose product is annotated as ER membrane protein complex subunit 4. NCBI's taxonomy places the organism in Eukaryota, Metazoa, Chordata, Mammalia, Rodentia, Spalacidae. The transcript has 5 exons. Bases 125 to 676 code for a protein of 183 amino acids. Gene Ontology annotation, cellular component: EMC complex. The record is from RefSeq and is a predicted model, not a curated record. Gene Ontology annotation, biological process: protein folding in endoplasmic reticulum.
UUACGCGCCGGAAGUGCGCUAUGGCGAGCGGGGACGGUCGGAACGCGGGCGGUGCAGGUGGGGCCUGCGAGUGGCGUUCGCUGCAGCGAGAGGUUCAUUAAGUCUCUAGCUAGUGGCUGCUGCCAUGACUACCCAGGGGGGCCUGGUGGCCAACCGAGGUCGGCGAUUCAAGUGGGCCAUUGAGCUGAGCGGGCCGGGAGGCGGCAGCAGGGGCCGAAGUGACCGUGGCAGCGGACAGGGAGACUCACUCUAUCCAGUCGGUUACUUGGACAAGCAAGUGCCAGAUACCAGCGUGCAAGAGACAGACCGGAUCCUGGUGGAGAAGCGUUGCUGGGACAUUGCCUUGGGUCCCCUCAAACAGAUUCCCAUGAAUCUCUUCAUCAUGUACAUGGCAGGCAAUACCAUCUCCAUCUUCCCCACCAUGAUGGUGUGUAUGAUGGCUUGGCGACCCAUUCAAGCACUUAUGGCCAUUUCAGCCACUUUCAAGAUGCUAGAGAGUUCAAGUCAGAAAUUUCUUCAGGGUUUGGUCUAUCUCAUUGGGAACCUGAUGGGUUUGGCAUUGGCUGUUUACAAGUGCCAGUCUAUGGGACUGUUGCCUACACAUGCAUCAGACUGGCUAGCCUUUAUUGAGCCCCCUGAGAGAAUGGAGUUCAGUGGUGGAGGAUUACUUCUGUGAACCUGAAAAGGCAGCACCUGGUGCCUAAGUAUAUGGGCCUCAUUUACAUCAUGUUUAAGCCUAGUGGCUCCUAAGUAUAUACACUUUUAAAAUAAUCACUCAUGCUGAAAGAACCAGAAGUUUGCUUUUCUUCAUGGUGAGGAGACAUCUUAGAAGGACAAUGUGCAUAUUACUACAAAGAAACUAUACUACAACUCCUGACUGAAAAUAAUGUAGAAAACUUUAUUUAUGUUUCCAGUACAGAGCAAAACAACAAAAUCAGAACUCUAUGUAAACAAAAGAAUAGUAGCUGCUAAACCAAGGACUGUAGCAGCAUUUCCUUUCAAUAAAUUAAAUGGUUGAGAACAAUGC